Messenger RNA from Pseudocercospora fijiensis CIRAD86, 636 nucleotides. RefSeq lists its product as uncharacterized. The coding region runs from base 1 to 636 and encodes 211 amino acids. NCBI's taxonomy places the organism in Eukaryota, Fungi, Ascomycota, Dothideomycetes, Mycosphaerellales, Mycosphaerellaceae. The transcript has 7 exons. The record is from RefSeq and is a predicted model, not a curated record.
AUGUUUACCGGAGCACAACCGAAUUCAAGACGAUACGGCUCGUUCGGCUUCACGUAUUUGUUCAACCCGCCGCAUCCACCUGCAAUCAAACCCGCUCACGCUCGAGCAUGGAACAUAGGCAGGCGCUCCACGAUUCCAGGCUCAACCGUCAAGGCAGUCCAGAGGCCUGGUCAGCUACAAAUGAUCCACGACAUUUACCUCCUUUGCGCAGCUGAGAGCGUGGCAGCACAGACUGGCUCGGAACAAGGUCUGAAAGCAUCGACUUGGCAAUUCAGGACAGUGCGGACUCCUGCGGAGGCGGCUGGUCUCUUCAGCAUCAUUUCUCGCGGACGGUAUCCGAACAUGGGCCAGCAGAUUUCUCUAGGAGCGCCAAAUGUGAGAUCUGACGUCGAAAGCCUCUACGCCACUCGAUCAGACUUGAAGCCAGAGAUCACUCACAUAUCAGUUGCAUCUUAUUAUGAGGCGCCUACGGAACGAGGCAUUCAGUCAUCGGAUUCGGCGAAGACACCGCUAUCUUGGCCGACUCUAUCGCGUCCGGGUUUCUUACUGUACUUGGCAGCUGUCGGAGUGUCAUUCCAGCCAAGGCCUCAUCAAGCAGCUCCUGAUGCGAACAUGUCCAAAACAUGGCAGCCCUAG